Molecule: messenger RNA, 4199 nt
Organism: Megalobrama amblycephala (Wuchang bream)
Lineage: Eukaryota; Metazoa; Chordata; Actinopteri; Cypriniformes; Xenocyprididae
Gene: fsbp
Exons: 5
Coding region: 868-1878 (336 amino acids)
Source: RefSeq, a predicted model, not a curated record
CCUGUAGAGAUCGUGCAUCUAUUUUGGGAGAAGGUGAACUGUAAAACUGGAGUAUUUUCUUUCAUACUAAAUCCAGCAGCCACAGUCGCAUUUCUGAUCCAACAUGUUUCGUUCUGCAUGCAUGUGGUUCUCGCUUCCUCGUUGACAUCGCGCAGCGUCCAAUCGCGCUGUUCAAUACUGCACAGACUGCACCACACUGGCUAUCAAUUGGAUGAAACGAGUCCUGCGCUUUCUACUAUUAUAACGCGUAGAUUUGUGUUUUUGCCUGAUGCACAAACCAUAUGUAUUGAGCAGAUCUCCUGAGAAUGGUAUACAAAUCAUAUAAACUGCACAAACGGGUGAACUGCCUUUUUUUAACGCCCGGAGCGUCUUUUUGCGCAUGUGUCUCCAGUCUGUUGUUUAAAUUUCUUACGGACCGCUUAAACCCAGGGGGUGGGGACAAAGUGUAAUAUUUUCGGGAUAAAAUCGUCAGACUGAUGAUUGCAUACUUCACAUGUGUGCCUGGUGACCCCUUGCGCAUCAGGUGGACCCUGGAUGCAUUUCCGUUGAGAACUGAUGAUCAAGCAACCUCACACACUCAUAUUUACCUGUGGCAUCCAGAGUUUAACAUAUCACUGCAACUGAAACUCUGGAAGCGCACUGCACAUAACGGGACCAAACCGACCUCACCUUCCUGUAAUGCUGGAGUGUAAAUCUCAAAAACUGACACUGUGAUACUGUAAAUGUUACCAUGUGUACAAAGUGUACAUGUAACACUGAAAGUAGACUGUUCUGUUGAAUAUACAGAAAUUGUGAUUUUAUAGAUUUUCUAUAAAUGAAGUAACACAUAGUACCUCAACAUAAGCCUUUGGACACACAAAUACACUCAUGCUGACCACCAUGACGUACCGCAUGCCAAACUUCACUCUGGAGCAAAAGCUUUUCCUGCUUCGGAGAAUCCAUGCGGUGGUAGACACGGUCCAGGACUUUCGGAAAGACACCAACACUACUGUGCACCGGAACGCUGUAUGGGCAGAGCUGGCUCAGGCCUUCAAUGCGGCGUUUCCUAGUCGACCCCCCAGCAGCAUCGGGUCUCUGAAGACGCUGUGGAAACGACUGAAGGUGGAAUGUCGUGUAGCGCUGCAGAAGAGACAGGAACAGCAGGCAGCUGGGCUUCCAGUGUCUGCCCUCACUCAGGUGCAGAGAGAAGUCAUUGCUCUGGUGCCAAACCUGAUCUCCUGUCUGGAGGAGGUAGAUGGAGAUGGCAGCUAUGCCUCAGUUAGGGGCAGCUCACCUGGAGCAGUGAUGGGGCUUUCUGGCACUAAUGGGAGUGAGCAUGAAGAUGCUGACCACAGUCAAAAUGAUGAAGUAGACAGCAAGGAGAACUUAGCCAUUGAACUUGGUUUGGCCUCACCUGCUCACCCACCUAUCAACUCUGGGAUUCCUCCUGCCACUGCCUCCUCUCCUCUCCGCUCACAUUCAGUCUCUUCCAGGUCCAGUCGUCCCUCCCUCAUCUACCCAACCAAUGCAGGAAGCACCUCAGGGCUGGGAUCAGGGACUAGGGGUGCAAACUUUGAUAUCAUACACAGAGAGCCUGCGGUGCCACGUGCUCCUGCCAGAGGAUCAUUUGAGAAUUCAUUACCGCCAAUGGACUCUUGUACCUCAGACUCAACAUGGGAGGCACGCCGACAGGAACUGUUCGAGCUGGAGCAUCAGCAGACGAUGAGUCUGUUGCUGCUUCAGCAGUGUGUGUGGGAGGAGAAGAGGAAAGCAGUGAGGCAGAAAGAGAAGGCGGCACGGGCCAAGAAGAGAUAUUACCAAGCCAAACUACGGAAGAUAGGCGCAGAUUAUCUGCCCUCCAGUAGCGACAGCGAGGAUAAUGAACAUCCACAGACAUGAACUCAGAUGUUUAUGACAUCUUAGCUAUUUUUACUUUCUUUUGGAAAGUCAUUUUUUUUUAAUUCUAUCAAUUUUGUUUAUUUACAAAACAAUAUAUUUUUUAUUGUGGACUAAACUUAAUUGGUGUUUAGGAAUGUACCAUGUGUAUCAUAUGGAGGGGGAAUUCACUCAAGCAGGCUUUGUUCCAAUAGCAGAACAGAAAUCUCUUCUCCAUUCAUCCACACUGGUGCUGCAUUCCAUUCAGUCGAAAGUAGGAUAUUUCUACUUUAAAGGGGGUGUGCCCAAAAUUGAAAAAUUCAUCAUUUACUUACCCUAAUGUCUUACCAAACUGUAUGAGACUUUCUUUCUUCUGUUGAACACAAAAGAAUAUAUUUUGAAAAGGGUUCAUUUUCAGAUCCAAUGGUUUUUUUUUGUUGUUUUCUUUUUGGACCCAAUGGCUUUCAUUUCACAAAAACAGUUGAAAUAUUUCUUAAAAUAUUUGUUUGUGUUCUGCAGAAGAAAGCAAGUCCUACAGGAUUGGAGCUUUAAAGGCCCGCUCACCCUAAGAACGAUAACUAUAAAGAUAACGAUAAAGAUAUAGUUCUAUAAAUCAUUCUAAAUGUAAGAAAAUAGCACUGUCCACACCAUAUCUAUAACGAUAAUGACAUAGAAAAAUGAUAUCACUUUCAGAACGAUUUUUUCCAGCUGUUAAACGAUAAAACGCUGACAGCCAAUCAGAAUCGGUUCUAAUUUAAGGGCUUGCGCAUUUAAAAUGGCAGACGACAUUCUGAGAAGUUAAUCGCUGAGGUCCAGAAAAAGCCACCACUGUUUGACAAAAAGAUAUAGAAAAUGGAUAUAUGGAAAACAAUCGGCCAUACCCUCGGAAUAAAUGGUGAGAAGUGUUAACGGAGAUGAGAUUAUGCCAGGCUAGCAAAAAGUGUAACAUAAAAUUACCUCAGGUAUCCGGCGCUAUGUCGACAACAUUGUCUUACUUCCUUUGAAGUUGCCGUGAAAAAGACUAGGCGUUGUUUUUAUUCCACUAUAUUGACUAAACUAUUACUCACCUAAAUUCACUGUUAUAUUAGAUCGAUUACGCUAGCUAUUCACUCGAAACAUAGCAUGCUGAGGACAUCUGCUGGUUAAAGCCGUGUAAAUGCAACAAGAACAGCAAAAACAUGUUGUAAACACUUUGAAACCGCAGCGCGUGAGCUUACAAUAAACAAUUACCGUACGUUGAUGUGGAAGCAAAUAUAGUUAUCGUUAUAAUUAUCGUUGUUGGCGUAAGCAGGCCUUAAGUUACACUGGGUGUCAUGUUUGAGUAAUAUACAAACGAAAAUGUUGUGGAAGUUCAGACUUUCCGAGUUGAAUGGAACACAGCAUAAGGGGUCGUUCACACAUAACGCAUUUUUGUGUUUAAAAUGGCAAGACUCAGAGUAAUAUGAUAAAAAAAGAAGCAUUAACUUGAGUGCCUUGUUCUUAGAACGCCAUGUCACACGAGAGACGCAGUAAAAGAUUUGAUCAAACAUCAAAAAUGCGUUGUGUGAACAGCCCCAAACCCUUACAUAGUCAGGCCAAAAUUGAGCAGUGAUAUUCAUUUCUGCUUAAUGGGAAGAGGAAAUGAACUGAAAUGAGAUUUCUAAUGUUACUGUAAGGAUGGAUUAAGGUCCUGCAAGGCCCCCUUUUGAUGCAAUUGUGAUUCAUAAUGUCUAAAUAGCAGGAAAUUAUACUGCAAUUAUGAGGGAAAAAGUCAAUAUAGUGCAAUUGCACGAAGGAGGCUAUUGCCAGUCCAGAAACCAUCCUUGUAUCCAACUCAUCUGACUGUUUUAGGACUGUCUUCAGGACCAACCUUUUGAUUCUGUUCACUGUAGCUUAUUUAUACUAUGCAGGUUUUUUCAGGUAAACAACUGUUUCUCGUAAAUGGACAUCAAACUCAUGGACUGGUUGAAUUUAGCUAUGUUCAGUGUUGUUCAUUUAUGUCUUAGUAUACAGUGUUUGGCAGAGCCCUCUGCCCUUCUCAAGUUACGAAAAAAAUGGACAUUCUGUCAUCAUUUACCUUCUCUCAUGAUGUUGCAUGAAAUAAAGUCAACAACAUGGGGUUAGUAAAUUAUGAUGCUUUCAGUUUUUAAUGAACUGUCCCUUAAAAGUGUUACAAUAGUAGCCUGGAAAUGGAGUGUGUAAAUCAGUGAAGCAAAAUGUUAAACUAGUGAGAACCUUCCACUGUAAAAGUAGAUUUGAAAUUUACAUGUAGAUGUAAUUUCAUUUUAUUCGACUGAAAUUCGAAAAAUGUGUAAUGUGAUAAAACAAGUAAAUCUUUUUUAACUAAAGAAGCGUUUGUCUUUUGA